AUCAAGAUUCUUCAACUCUUACAGCGCGGCCACCUCCCCUUUAAACAGCGCCUACGGCUACAGAAUUUAUGUCGGCGGACGGAAAGUGACCUGAGUCGCCGCUAUGUCCCGAGCUUGGCUGCUCCCGGGGCUGCUGGCCCUCCUCCUACCGGCAAUCGGACAGGGCUACUUCCCGGAGGAGAGAUGGAACCCGGAGUCCCCUCUCAGGCCGCCCACUGUGCUGCUUGCCCUGCUAGCCAGGAACUCCCAGGAGUCCCUGCCCGAAGUGCUGGGCACCAUAGACCGACUGAGAUACCCUAAGGACAGGAUCUCUCUAUGGGUUGCUACAGAUCAUAAUUUGGACAAUACAAGCAGUAUUCUGAGAGAAUGGCUGAUCAACGUGCAGAGUCAAUACCAUCACGUGGAGUGGAGGCCGCAAGAACAACCAAGGUGGUUUCAGGAUGAGGAAGGUCCCAAGCACUGGUCCCAUGGACGCUACGAGUACAUCAUGAAGUUGCGACAGGCUGCGUUAACCUCUGCGCGUGAGAUGUGGGCAGACUACAUCAUGUUUAUGGAUGCUGACAACUUGCUGACAAAUCCAAACACACUAACUCUGCUCAUUGCUGAAAAUAAGACUGUAGUGGCGCCUAUGCUGGAGUCCAGAGCGGCAUAUUCAAAUUUCUGGUGUGGGAUGACAACCCAGGGUUAUUACCGACGAACUCCAGCUUACAUGCCAAUCAGGCGCAGAGAACGUCGUGGUUGCUUUUCUGUCCCUAUGGUUCACUCCACAUUUCUGAUUGACCUGCGUAAAGAAGCUUCCCGUCACCUAGACUUCUAUCCACCUCAUCCUGACUACACUUGGGCUUUUGAUGACAUCAUAGUAUUUGCUUUCUCCUGCCGACAAGCAGAUGUGCAGAUGUUCCUGUGUAAUAAAGAGGCGUAUGGAUAUCUCCCUGUUCCUCUGCGUUCUCACGGCUCUCUUAUUGAUGAGGCAGACAACUUCCUACAUACAAAGCUGGAGAUUAUGGUGAAAGGUCCUCCAAUAGAACCAUCGCGUUUUGUGUCUGUUGCGGCAAAAGUACCAGACAAGAUGUCAUUGGAUGAGAUCUUUCUCAUUAACCUGAAGCGGCGAGCAGAUCGAAGAGAGCGAAUGGAGAAGACACUGUAUGAGCUGCAGAUCGACUUUAAACUUUCCAAUGCUGUGGAUGGAAAAGCUUUGAAUGAGACUCAGGUUUCUGCGUUAGGGAUAAAGAUGUUACCUGGAUAUAAAGAUCCGUAUCAUGGCCGUCCUCUUACACGUGGUGAGAUGGGGUGUUUUCUCAGCCACUAUAACAUCUGGAAGGAGGUCUCUGAACGCUCUCUGGAAGUCUCUGCUGUAUUUGAAGAUGACCUGAGGUUUGAAAUUUUCUUCAAGCGAAGACUGUUGACACUACUACAGGAUAUGAAGAGAGCCCGCUUGGACUGGGAUCUCAUUUACCUGGGAAGAAAGCGAAUGCAGGUAGAUGAACCUGAAGAAUCUGUGUCUGGAGUCCGUAACUUGGUCAUUUCAGAUUAUUCCUACUGGACACUGGGGUAUCUGAUUUCCUUGCGCGGGGCAAGAAAACUGCUCAAUGCCGAGCCCCUGCAAAAGAUGCUACCAGUGGAUGAAUUCCUACCAAUUAUGUAUGACAAACACCCCAUCUCUGAUUACUCUGAACAAUUUUCAACCCGGGACUUGCGUGCUUUCUCAGUGGAACCGCUCCUUCUGUAUCCCACACAUUACACUGGGGAUGAAGGCUAUAUUAGUGACACUGAAACUUCAGUAUUGUGGGACAACGUGACACAACCCACUGAUUGGGAUCGUGCUAAAUCCCAGAAGACCCAACAACAAGAAAAGCUGCGCAGUGAAGCCCUGAAUACACCUUCCCUACGUUCUCCCUUUGACAAUGCUGCCCGUGAUGAGCUAUGACACCUUAGUUGCCUAUCGUCACCAUCCAUAAGGAACACACCAGCCAGCAUUUAAGGUGUUUGGGUCAAAGAAUCAUACAAUGAUCAAAUGAGAAAGCAUGGUAUUUAUUGACUGAUUUCAUGGCAAAAUAAUGAUAUUUAAGGACCCCAUGUUUACCUGUGCUGAUACACAAUCUCACAGCCAUUCCCCACAAGUUAAUAUAUUGUAAAGGAACAUCCCUACUGGCACCUGAGCUAGAUCUGUGUGUGGGACGCAAGAUACUUUUAAAUAUCAAUACAGCCUCAUUCCUGGGUUAAUAAAUAUAUAUGGAUGUGCUAAAAGCAGAAACUGGUACCGCUAGCUGACAACUGAGCUGCUAAUUGGAUUUCUGUUGUUCUUGUAAACAUAAUGUUGAUGGCAUGAUACUGUUUUUAACCCCUUAAGGACACAACUUCUGGAAUAAAAAGGAAGCAUGGCGGAAUAUUUCCGUCAUGUGUCAUUAAGGGUUAAUUAAUAUGUGCUAAUUUUACUUCCUACUUAUGGAUAGGCUAACUUUGUGGCAGUCACUGCUUGUAUUUUAAAUAAGGGAGAAAUGUCAGGGUGCUAAGUUAUUUUAUAAUUCUAAAUUAAUCAUUUGCGUUACAGGUUAAUUUUUGUUUUUAGCUCCGCUGGUUCAAUCCAAAUGUCCAUGAGGGAGUUGCACCUCCCAUGCUUCUUCAUAUAUAGGUUACAUGUCAUAUGAAAAUUUAUGGUUCUAUGAUCAUAUACAGCUGUUUGGUUUCUUUGCUGCCUGCAUUUAGAACAACAUUUCUAAAUGUUUUUGGUUUCCCUGUCACUGUUACAAAUUGAUAGAUAAAUCUAGUAAGGAAAUUGAAUUCUACCUACCAAAAAGCAACAAGUAUUUAUUGCAACAGUACAUCAUAAAAAAUGUUUAUUUUCGUAUAUGAAAGUAUUCACGUGACAACCACCCCCUAUAUACAUUUUGGACAUUCCAGAAGAUGAAAUCAAUCUGCCAUUUUUUUGUUUCUACAAGUGUGGAAAUGUACAGCUAUAUGUAAUUAAAGACUAGUGGCUAUUUAAUAGAAGAGUGUAUAUUGUUUAUCUAUUUAAGCAGGAAAUUAGAAUUUGUUUACGUGCCUGAGCAUACUUAAUUUUGAAACCAGCCGCAGUUGUGUUUUACAAUACAAUUACAGCCUUACUGCUUUGAAUGUAAUAUCUUGAGUUCAACAUUUACAGAAUUGUUACUACAGUGUUCUAUAUCUAGGUCAGUGAUGGUUAACCAGUGAUGGUUAUUUUUAGGAGCCCAGAUGUUUGUAUAUGUAGUCCACAAACAACGGGAUUUGCAAUGGUUGGCCAUCUCCACACUUUGAGAAGAAUGACUGAAAAGGAGUAUGCCUCCCACUUACAUGGAAUAUUUUGGAAGAUUAUAGUUUAGACUUAAUAAGUGACAAGUGAUCAAAAGCCAUGUAAACUGUCACAAGAACACGAUGAACAAAUUACAUUUAAAAAACCAAAAUGUAUUACAACGAACAUCUUACGAUAAUGUUAUACCUCUGUUUUUAUAAGGUCAAUACAAUCUUUUCUGAAUAUAUCCCUCGUAAUCUGACUGAUACGUCUCUGUAACCAGUCAAAAGGUGCCGCAUUCAUUUUAUGCGUUAAAGAUUAUUUUUAAGAAAAAAUGGCAGCAGAACACUGUGUAAUAUGUAUGUUAACAUGGUUUUAUUAAUGAGACCUAAAUGUAAGAGGCUCCAUUCUUUUUAAGAAAGUCAGUUGGGGUCUCUAUCUCGACGUAGGGUAAUGGUUAGCCAUAUUUUUGAGGGGAAUCACCUUGUAUGCACUCAGUACAUGGUGGUGGAAUAGAGUGUUGUAAGAUGAUACUGAAUAUUCUAACUAAUGCUCACCAGUCCUGUGCUAGGGACCACAGCUGUUUUACAGAGUUCUAUAUAUUUUUGUGCUUUUUUUCAAUAAAUCAUUUUUACAAUA
Messenger RNA from Pelobates fuscus (common spadefoot toad), 3889 nucleotides. RefSeq names its product collagen beta(1-O)galactosyltransferase 1 (gene COLGALT1). The transcript has 12 exons. NCBI's taxonomy places the organism in Eukaryota, Metazoa, Chordata, Amphibia, Anura, Pelobatidae. Bases 104 to 1927 code for a protein of 607 amino acids. The record is from RefSeq and is a predicted model, not a curated record. Gene Ontology annotation, molecular function: procollagen galactosyltransferase activity.